This is a messenger RNA of Parasteatoda tepidariorum (common house spider), 3153 nucleotides long. NCBI's taxonomy places the organism in Eukaryota, Metazoa, Arthropoda, Arachnida, Araneae, Theridiidae. The record is from RefSeq and is a predicted model, not a curated record.
ACUCCAUUAUUCAAUUAUUUUAGUGUUGUUGAUCGUAGGCUCUGUUUUUGUAGAAAUCAAAUUUGUCAUAAAAACGAAUGCCGCAUUAAAAAAAGAAAAGAAAAUCUAAUGAAGGGUCAAUUAUCAAUAUCUUAAAAUCACAAUAUCUUUAUCAAUAUCUUUAAUCUUUAACACAUGAAACUUAUAUCCAUGUAUAAAAUAAACUUGUCAACUUGUUAGUUCAUUUCAGAGUAUAAUACUUUUGCGGAUUUCGGAGGAAGAUAAAAAUGUGAAGAAACAGCGGGGAUCACUUGCAUCAAUAUUUUGCCACUCUUUUUACGGCCCCUCGAAUCGAAGAAUUGCUCUUUAGUCAUAAAAUUCUAAUAUUUAAUGGGAAAAAUAACAAAAAAAAACACUUAUUUUUCUUUUUUUACUUGAUAAAAAGUUAAAAACCAUAACUAGUAAAUAAGGAUGAAUGAAUUUUUAUUUUUCAUAAGUCCCACUAGAUGGCGAACAAACUUGUCCCAGGCUUACUUUUAAUAAUUUUAUGGAAAGCCAAUGAGAAUUAAAAUUUUUGUCACGUGGCUCACUUUUUAUCCAUCUAAGUUGCAAGCUAAAAUUAUUGUAAAACAAGUGUUUUAAUAUGGUUAUAAUAGCCUUUCUUUUGUUUGUUGUUGUAUGAGUAACUUUUUCUUGCUUGUCUUCUGAAAUUGACAAUUAAUGCUCCAUAUUUUCCCAUUCUUAUUAGAAUCAAGAAUCAAUGAAUAUUCUGAUGCAUUCAACAUAAUCUAACAACAAAACUUGUGAAGUUACACAUGUAAACCAACUUCAUCGAAUUCAGUUGGGAAGAAUAUAAAUUAAUCAUUUAUCAUACCUUUAUUUCAUUACUUCAAUAUUAACUUUAUAACUGAUGCAUGGUCUCAAAAGAGUUCCCUAUGAACUAAAGCAAUAUUUCAAAACUUAUCUGUAUCAUAUAUGAUAAAUUUUUGACUUCUAGAAAUCUGGAGUGAAAUGUAAUGAACUCGAUUAAACAAAUCAUUUGAGACUUAAUAUCUUAAGAACCCAAAAUGAAGAUACUUUAAUUAUAAUUUAGUUUAGGAGAAUUCUAUCUUUCAUAUUAAUCUGGAAAUGAAGUUUUAAACCUGAAUCAACUUUCUCCUAGGGCACCUGAAGAAAUUAUUUGAACUUUAUAUGCAUUUGAAAUUUUAGACUAUAUUUUUACAAAGAUAUUCAUUAAAAUCCUAGAAGUUUUUAUUUUAUAUUUGUGAAAAAUUUGAAUUUUAUUUUUCAUCAUAUUCAACUAAUUGGUGUUUUCAUAAAUGAGACUGGAUAUGCUCAAAACAAAACAGAAAUAAAAAACAGAAUCACCGAUAUGUCCGUAGAUUUAACAAAUGUAUCAAAUUCUCUUGCGCAUAAUAAAAGGCCUUAUUCCUGCCAAAUAUGUAAUAAAACUUUUACUCAAAAGGGGCACCUAAAGCAACAUACUCUAACUAUUCAUGCUAAAGUGAAACCUUUUUCUUGUGACGUAUGUAAUAAGAGUUUUGCGCGUAAAGACAAUUUAGCCGUUCACCGUUUUGUUCAUACAAAUGAUAAACCAUUCUCCUGUAAUAUAUGUGCACGAAUCUUUUCACAAAAAAGUGCUCUAAUUAAGCACUGUCUUAUUCAUUCCAAAGGUAAACCUUACUCGUGUAGUUUGUGUGGUAAAACAUUUACUCGAAUUGGAAGUUUAAAGGAUCAUGCUUUUAUUCAUACCAAUGAAAAGCUUUUCUCCUGUGAUGUUUGUCAUAAGAGUUUUACACAAGAAAGAUAUAUGAAAGAGCAUUAUGCCAUUCACACUAACGAAAAGUCUUAUUUUUGUAUGUAUUGUGAUAAAAGUUUUAUCCGAAGAGCAGACUUGAAAAAACAUUGUAUUGUUCACACGGGGGAGAGACCUUAUUCCUGUAGCAUAUGUAAUAAGAAGUUCUCUCAAAGAAGUUCCGUAAAUACUCAUGCCCUUGUUCAUUCAAAGGAAACUCCUUUUUCGUGUAAUUUGUGUAAUAAGCAAUUUACACAAAGAAGUAAUUUAAAAAGACAUCUGCGUGUUCAGCAUUCUAGUGAAGAAAAUCCUCCAACUUGUGUAUCUGAAAAAGUUGAUUUAGUUACUGAUGAUAAUGCUGAUAUAUAAUAAGAAAUUCUCUCAGGGAAGUUCUUUAAAUACUCAUGUUUUUGUUCAUUAAAAAGAAAUGCCUAUUUCGUGUAAUUUGUGUAAUAAACAACUCAAAAAGACAUCUGGAUGUUCAACAUUCUGGUUGAGGAAGUCCUCUAACUUGUAGUAGUGUGUCUGAAAAAGUUGCUUUGGUUAUUGAUGAUGCUCUUGAUGAUCAAAAGAAGUUUAUAUACCCUCCUUGCUAACUAAUAAAAAAAUUUUUUUUUGUUAACAGAAGGGAAAAACCUUAUUCUUGUAGCAUAUGUAUUAAGAAGUUCCAUCAAUACUUGUGCGCCGCUGUUCAUUCAAAAAAAUCGCCUUUUUCAUGAAAAAUUUUACACAAAGAAACAAUUUAAAAUGACAUCCAAUUGUUUAACAUUCUGAUUAAGAAAGUGAUCCAUCUUGUAGUAGUGUAUCUAAAAAAAUUGUUUCAGUUACUGGAGAUGCUCUUGAUGAUAAAAAAAAAUAUUAAUAUACUUUGAUAAUAACUCUGAAUAAAAAAAGUUAAAGAAAAGAAACAUAUAAUUUGUGUUUUGUGUAGCAAAAUGUUUUAGCAGAAAAGUUGUUAUUUGAAAGGAAAUAUCUUAGUCACCCUACAUAUAAAUAUUUGCAUAUAUUUAAUCAAAAAGGUUGCUAUUUAAAAAAGAAACAUCUUAGUCACUCCACAUAUGAGUAUUUUCAAAUAUUUAUGCAAAAAGACUACCAUUUAAAAGGAACCAUCUUAGCCAUCCCACAUAUGAAUAUUUGAAAUGUAUGCGGUAUAAUUUUCAUUAAGCAAUUUAUUUAUUUUUUCAGAUUUGUGUACUUUAAUAAAGUUUAGCAUAUUUCUUUCACUGCAAAGAAGAAAAAAAACUGUUAUUUAUGAGAGAAAAAAAAAGAACACUAUUUUUCCCUGUGCACAAGAAAAAUUAUUUUAUUAAAACUGACUUAUUUAUGAAAUAACUCCUUUUAUAAUGUGUAGAUUACAAUAAAUGUUACAGAUCACUUCA